Messenger RNA from Etheostoma spectabile (orangethroat darter), 5609 nucleotides. Its product is annotated as E3 ubiquitin-protein ligase SMURF2. Gene Ontology annotation, molecular function: ubiquitin protein ligase activity; SMAD binding. The transcript has 20 exons. Bases 369 to 2696 code for a protein of 775 amino acids. The record is from RefSeq and is a predicted model, not a curated record. NCBI's taxonomy places the organism in Eukaryota, Metazoa, Chordata, Actinopteri, Perciformes, Percidae. Gene Ontology annotation, cellular component: cytoplasm. Gene Ontology annotation, biological process: protein ubiquitination; negative regulation of BMP signaling pathway; proteasome-mediated ubiquitin-dependent protein catabolic process.
UCUGCCUGCAGUACUUUUCAUCACGACCAACCAACUUCAGUUCAAGCAGCACGGGCAGGGUAGACGCCUGUCUGGAUGGAGGGCAAGUCGUCCGCUUGAUUUGUAUGAGUACCCGUGGCUCGCGGCGUGACCGGCAUUUGGGGACGUAAUUAGUUAUUUGCAUUUUUUUACGGAAAAGGGGCUCAAGUGAGAGUGUUAUUUCAGCGAUGCUAUUAUGAUAACGUUACCACACAUCCAGUGUGAUUUGCUAUGGUGAUACCACAAGCUAGCAGAGGGAUUGUUUGGGAGAUACAUUUUUGAGACUCGAACGCUGACACAUGAAUUAGACGCUUUUUGUGAAUUUUCAUCAAGCUGGAACACAAAGGGGGAUGUCUAGCCAAGGAGUUAGGAGAAAUGGCCCGGUAAAGCUGCGGUUGACAGUCCUCUGUGCAAAAAAUCUGGCAAAGAAAGACUUCUUCCGGUUGCCAGAUCCCUUUGCCAAAGUGGUGGUUGACGGCUCAGGACAAUGCCACUCUACAGAUACUGUGAAAAAUACGCUGGACCCAAAGUGGAAUCAACAUUAUGACCUAUACAUUGGAAAGGCAGACUCAAUCACCAUCAGUGUAUGGAACCACAAGAAGAUCCACAAAAAGCAGGGUGCAGGUUUCCUGGGCUGUGUCCGCCUUCUGUCCAACGCCAUCAACAGACUCAAAGACACUGGCUAUCAGAGACUGGACCUGAAUAAGCUGGGCCCCAAUGACAAUGAUACUGUGAGAGGACAAAUAGUUGUAAGUCUUCAAUCCAGAGAUCGCAUUGGGACAGGAGGGCCGGUGGUGGACUGCAGUCGCCUGUUUGACAAUGACUUACCUGAUGGCUGGGAAGAGAGGAGGACAGCCUCUGGAAGGAUACAGUACCUGAACCACAUCACACGUACCACGCAGUGGGAGAGACCUACCAGGCCAGCAUCUGAGUACUCCAGCCCAUCAGGGCGUCCGCUAAGCUGUGUGGUGGACGAGAACACGCCAGUGAUGACACCUGUUAAUGGGGCCGAGGCCAGUUGCCCACAGGGCGAACCACGGAUCCAGGAGAGAAGGGUUCGAUCGCAGCGGCAUCGUAACUACAUGAGUCGAACACACCUGCAUACACCGCCUGACCUGCCUGAGGGUUAUGAGCAAAGAACAACUCAGCAGGGUCAAGUCUACUUCCUCCACACACAGACUGGAGUCAGCACCUGGCAUGACCCCCGGGUGCCCAGGGACCUGAGCAAUGUGAACUGUGAGGAGCUGGGCCCACUGCCUCCAGGCUGGGAGAUCAGAAACACAGCCACAGGUCGCGUCUACUUUGUUGACCACAACAAUAGAACAACACAGUUCACAGACCCGCGGCUAUCUGCUAACCUGCAUCUAGUACUCAACCCAAGUCCAAAUGGUUCCCGUGUGGCCAUGGACAGCCAAAACACUAACCUCAGUCAUCCUACUCAGUUAAAGGACCAGGGUGGUCCUGGGGUCCCUCAGCAAGCUCUGUCUCCUGCCCAGCUGCCAGAAGAGGCAGAGUGCCUGACGGUGCCCAAAUACAAGAGAGACCUGGUGCAGAAGCUGAAGAUCCUGCGGCAGGAACUUUCUCAGCAACAACCCCAGGCCGGCCACUGCCGCAUCGAGGUCUGCCGUGAGGAGAUAUUUGAGGAGUCGUACCGGCAGGUGAUGAAGAUGCGUCCAAAGGAUCUCUGGAAAAGACUGAUGAUCAAAUUCAGAGGAGAAGAGGGACUGGACUAUGGUGGGGUAGCAAGGGAAUGGUUAUACCUGCUGUCCCACGAAAUGCUGAACCCCUACUACGGCCUGUUCCAGUAUUCCAGAGAUGACAUCUACACUCUACAGAUUAACCCUGACUCUGCUGUCAACCCGGAGCACCUGUCCUACUUCCACUUUGUGGGUCGUAUUAUGGGCAUGGCGGUGUUUCACGGCCACUACAUCGACGGAGGCUUCACUCUGCCCUUCUACAAACAGCUGCUGGGAAAAUCGAUCACGCUGGACGAUAUGGAGUCUGUCGACCCCGACCUCCACAACAGCCUUGUCUGGAUCCUGGACAAUGAUAUCACUGGCGUCCUGGACCACACUUUUUGUGUAGAGCACAAUGCCUACGGAGAAAUCAUCCAACAUGAGCUCAAACCCAACGGCAAGAGUGUCCCCGUCACAGAGGACACCAAGAAGGAGUAUGUCAGGUUGUAUGUGAACUGGCGUUUCCUGCAUGGCAUUGAGGCUCAGUUUCUGGCUCUGCAGAAAGGCUUCAAUGAGGUUAUUCCUCAACACCUGCUCAAAUCCUUUGAUGAGAAAGAACUGGAGCUCAUAGUGUGUGGCCUGGGAAAGAUCGACAUCUCUGACUGGAAGUCCAACACGCGUCUGAAGCACUGCACCCCCGAAAGCAACAUUGUCAAGUGGUUUUGGAAAGCCGUGGAGUCGUUUGACGAGGAGAGGAGGGCCCGACUACUGCAGUUUGUUACUGGCUCAUCCAGAGUCCCACUGCAAGGCUUCAAGGCUUUACAGGGUGCUGCGGGGCCCAGACUCUUCACCAUUCAUCAGAUCGAAGCUAACACCAACAAUCUUCCCAAAGCUCAUACGUGCUUUAAUCGGAUUGACAUUCCGCCCUAUGAGAGCUAUGACAAGCUAUACGACAAGCUGCUGACUGCGAUAGAAGAGACCUGUGGCUUCGCAGUGGAAUGAGAAUUAUAAAGUGUGAAUUUGUGUGGACAUGUUUAACUGUGUGUGCAGGACUCUUGAUAGACUAUAAUUGUCACUGCAACGUACCAAUGGGCUCACUCAGAGCCUGUUGCGUGUGUUUUUGACUAGCCUGCAGUCUUCCUCUUCUUCUCACCACUCUCCACAUUCUUCCUUCAUCAGUGUCUGUUUAAACAGCUGCUAAAGAGUCAUAUCUUGUCCUUUUUAUAUUCAUUUAUUUGUUUGGCGUUUUUUGUUUUGUUUUGGCGAUGUCUGUGUGAAAUACAGAGAGUGAGUUAAGCGCUGUUAAAUUAAAAGCUGCUGCAUUUCUUUCAACAGCUGUGAGUUGUUUGUGAGCAGCAGUUUCUUUUUUACGGCAAAUGAAACGGCACUGGCUGCUCAUCUUACUAACAUCUUAAGUUAAAUCACACCAGGAAGCUGUUUAUCAACUUACAGUUUAACAUCUUACAAAAUUCUCCCAAGGCAUUUUUGAGAGCAGUGAGUCACUGUUUUGUUUUGCAAUUUAAACUGAUUGAACUGAUCCUUGUCAUGCUACUGAAUCUUUAGAACUGCAGGUAGCCAUAUCUUGCCCUUAGUAGCCAUGUUAACCUCAACCAAUACACCUUCCUCUCCUAAUGGCUGCAGAGUUAGUGUGCUUUAUUUUGCAGGAGCACCACAAAUUCAUCCUACCUCAGUGUAGUGCUUUUAUAUUUGAAGGGUUUCGUUCCAAAAUGCUGUGUAUUGAAAGCUAAUUAAAUUAAAAUUCAGAAUAAUUUCAUUUUUAGUGCAAUGCUCCAUAAUUAGUCAGAUGUUCAAACCAACAGUCAUUUUGCAAAUGUAAAACAAUAUCAUUUAAAUUGUAAAUAUAUCAUUUUGAAAUGGAACUCAUACAGACUGACAUAGAUGUGGGUCUGAUGCUUUGUGAUAUUUUGAGUUAAGCUUGUGGUGAGUUGUUUAGAGAUGAUGGACGGACUCUGAUGAAAAAGGUGUGAAUCUGAUUAUUUUCCCUUAUUCACUGCGGUGUGGCCACAGCUCUUGUACAGGUGUGUAUGUAUGUUUCUGCAUGUGUAUAAUUUUUUUAUGCAAGGAUGGUAGACAGUUUAUAGACGAGUUCCCCAUCAUCUCUACUAGCACAAUAUCCUGUAUUUAAAGCUGCAGAGCUGACUUUUUUUAAGCCUGGUUGAUCUUCCGUUUUCUCUCAUUAAGGUGUCUCCAGCAGUUACGUGUAUGCAUGUUUUUGUUAAUUAUUUUAUUUUAUCCAACCCAGAAUAUCCCAGCACACUUCUUGUCAGAUAUGUGUGAAAAGGGCACAACUGUCCAUGGGACCAGGCUUGAUAAGAAGCUAUUCAAGGCAGGUGUCUAUUUUUAGUCACAUCCUCAGUUUAAAAAGGCAGGUGUUUCUCUUUUUCUCUCUCUCUUGUCACUUUAGAGCACUUUACAAACUGAGCAGUGGUGGCAGGAGUGCUUUAUUCACAUUAGAUUAAAACACAUCAUGUUUCAUUUGCAAUGCGACUUCAUUAGUAAUAUACAGAGUAAAACGUAUCUAUACACUUGUAAUUUUUGAGUGUAUAUAUGUACAAAUACAUAGCUAUUUUGUAUAUGGUGGCUUGUUCUUCUGUUCAAUUUAAAUGCAAGCAUGUUGGUGUCUGUCACAGGCAUUCUCAGGUGAAGUUGUCCUAUUUUAAUUUUUGUUUUUAAUUUUACAUUAGACUAGUGUGUGAGGAAGGGUGCAAAUGGUUGUAAUGGAAAGUAUAUUUCAGGAGCCCUGUCUUUAAUCCCAUGAUAGUGUACGGUGGCAGUUAAAAGUGAAAUUUUCUUUUGGUCAAUCACUUUCACUUGUUAACACACAUACCUUCAUAGGAGGAAAUGAAUGGCCAUAUUUGCUGCUCUGGAGGUCUGUGACACUGCUGAAUAACUGACAACAAUAUGCAACAUGAGUUGUUUUUUUGUUGUUUUUUUAAAGUGAGGAAAUUGACAGAAAGCUGAUGGUGGCCUCAAAUCCUCAGAGCUGCAAAUGUUGGAGGUUGACUGCUGCUGAACUUCUGGGUGAUACACAGUGAAAAUGUCUAACCAAAAUGAAAAAGUCAUUAAAAACCAGAAAGGCUGCAGUUAGGUGCAUCUCCAUUACCGCAGCCUCCAUCCAAAGAAAACCCCUGAAUGAAUGGAUGCUACAGAAAUAAAACCUAUUUAUUUGCAUACUUAGUACUCCUAGAAACUUUUAGACUUGGAAAAAUAUCAGUUAAAUGUAAUUUUUUUAUGUAUACUGCCUACAUUUAUUUGUAACCAUGAACAGUUUGUUAGCUGAUACUCAAAACUUGUGUGGUCACCAAGAGACAAAACAGAGAAACAAAACAUGAAAUUGUUGUCUUUGUACAGUUACAGAGAAUAUAUUUGAUUUUACCUUUAACAACCUCAUACAGAGGUGGAAAAGAAAUGCUUUACACUUUUGUUUGCACACAUUAUGCAUACUUGGGCUCCAAGUUAUAAUCAGACACUUCCUUCUAUUUACCAAAUAGUUAAUAGACUGAUCGGUUUUUUCUCAUGUAGAUAACAUAUAUAUAUAUAUAUAUAUAUAUAUAUAUAUAUAUAUAUAUAUAUUUACACACACUUGUUCUUGAUAUGCACACGUAUGUUUGUCCAGUGCACACGGUCCACUCCUGCUCUUUGUUACUUUUUGUCGGCACCAAGUUUUCUGGCUGGUUCAGUCUUCAGUGCAAAAGUUGUCGGGGUUGAGAGCUUACAGACGACGGGAAAUCUCACUUUUCCCCAGUUAAAAAGCCAAAUUUGUCAGACAUCUUUUGCAAUUUUGCAGAUCGUUAACUUUUUCAAGCUUUGAACGCCAGUGAUAUAAAGAGAUUUUUGUCUACUCUGAUUAAUCUGAAUAGACUGAGAGACAGUUAUGGUCAAAAUGAUGUACUG